AUGGCUGGUGCAUUAGAAAACGCAAGAAAGGAAAUCAAACGUCUUUCAAUCAAUGAUGACGAUGACGAAUCACAAUAUGGACAAAUCUACUCAGUUUCUGGUCCUGUCGUCGUUGCAGAAAAUAUGAUUGGAUGUGCGAUGUACGAAUUAGUUAAAGUCGGUCACGACAAUUUAGUUGGGGAAGUUAUUCGUAUCAAUGCCGAUAAGGCUACUAUUCAAGUUUAUGAAGAAACUGCAGGUGUCACCAUUGGAGACCCGGUAUUAAGAACUGGGAAACCAUUGUCAGUGGAAUUGGGUCCAGGGUUGAUGGAAACGAUUUAUGAUGGGAUUCAAAGACCUUUAAAGGCAAUUAAAGAACAAAGUCAAUCGAUUUAUAUUCCUAGAGGGAUUGAUGUUCCUGCUUUAUCAAGAAGUGUGAAUUAUGAUUUUAAUCCUGCAAAAUUGAAAGUUGGUGAUCAUAUCACUGGUGGGGAUAUCUUUGGGUCUAUUUAUGAAAAUUCAUUAUUGGAUGAUCAUAAGAUUUUAUUACCCCCAAGAGCAAGAGGUACAAUUGUUUCCAUUGCGGAAGCGGGAUCAUAUAAUGUAGAUGAUACCGUUUUGGAAGUUGAAUUCGAUGGUAAGAAACAUAGUUAUUCUAUGAUGCAUACUUGGCCAGUCAGAGUUCCUCGUCCAGUAGCUGAAAAAUUAACUGCCGAUUAUCCAUUAUUAACCGGACAAAGAGUGUUGGAUUCCUUAUUCCCAUGUGUUCAAGGUGGUACUACCUGUAUCCCAGGGGCUUUUGGUUGUGGUAAGACUGUUAUUUCCCAAUCCUUAUCCAAAUUCUCUAAUUCAGAUGUUAUUAUCUAUGUCGGUUGUGGUGAACGUGGUAAUGAAAUGGCCGAAGUCUUAAUGGAAUUCCCAGAAUUGUUUACUGAAAUCUCAGGUAGAAAGGAACCAAUCAUGAAGAGAACUACUUUAGUCGCCAAUACUUCCAAUAUGCCUGUCGCUGCUCGUGAAGCUUCUAUUUAUACUGGUAUUACGUUAGCAGAAUAUUUCCGAGACCAAGGUAAGAAUGUUUCUAUGAUUGCUGAUUCUUCUUCUCGUUGGGCUGAAGCAUUGAGAGAAAUUUCCGGUAGAUUGGGUGAAAUGCCUGCUGAUCAAGGUUUCCCUGCUUAUUUGGGUGCCAAAUUAGCUUCUUUCUAUGAAAGAGCCGGAAAAUCGAUUGCAUUGGGUUCACCAGAAAGAGUUGGGUCUGUUUCUAUCGUUGCUGCUGUUUCUCCAGCUGGUGGUGAUUUCUCGGAUCCAGUUACGACUUCCACCUUAGGUAUUACUCAAGUUUUCUGGGGUUUAGAUAAAAAAUUAGCACAAAGAAAACAUUUCCCAAGUAUUAACACCAGUGUGUCAUACUCCAAAUAUAAUAAUGUUUUAAGUAAAUAUUAUGAUUCUAAUUAUCCUGAAUUUCCUGCAUUAAGAGAUAAAAUUAGAGAAAUCUUAUCCAAUGCCGAAGAAUUAGAACAAGUUGUUCAAUUAGUCGGGAAAUCAGCAUUAUCUGAUUCCGAUAAGAUUACUUUAGAUGUUGCUACUUUGAUCAAGGAAGAUUUCUUACAACAAAAUGGUUAUUCAAGUUAUGAUGCUUUCUGUCCUAUUUGGAAAACUUUUGAUAUGAUGAGAGCAUUUAUUUCUUACUAUGAUGAAGCUCAAAAAGCAGUUUCUAAUGGUGCUCAGUGGUCAAAAUUGGCAGAAGCUACUAGUGAUGUCAAACAUGCCGUUUCUUCAGCUAAGUUCUUUGAACCAUCUAGAGGUCAAGCUGAAGGUGAAAAGGAAUUCAGUGGAUUGUUGACUACUAUCUCUGAAAGAUUUGCCGAAGCUUCCGAAUAG
Hemisphaericaspora subhashii is the source of this 1857-nucleotide messenger RNA. RefSeq names its product H(+)-transporting V1 sector ATPase subunit A (gene TFP1). Gene Ontology annotation, biological process: ATP metabolic process; proton transmembrane transport. The coding region runs from base 1 to 1857 and encodes 618 amino acids. Lineage: Eukaryota; Fungi; Ascomycota; Pichiomycetes; Serinales; Debaryomycetaceae. Gene Ontology annotation, molecular function: proton-transporting ATPase activity, rotational mechanism; ATP hydrolysis activity; ATP binding. Gene Ontology annotation, cellular component: fungal-type vacuole membrane; proton-transporting V-type ATPase, V1 domain. The record is from RefSeq and is a predicted model, not a curated record. The transcript has 2 exons.